AUGUUCACGCCCAGGUACGGGCUUCAAAACGGUGUCAUGCUCACCGCCAUCCUUUCCCUCGCCUUCGUCGUCCUCCUCGUCGUCCUUCUCCACCUUUACAUUCGCCUCUUCCUUCGCCGGCACCAAGCCGGCCGCCAGGUCAACCCCCGUUUCUCCGUCGCCGGCACCAUGGGCGCCCUUGAUACCGUCUCCGUAGAGUUCCCCAAGGCCGGGCUCGAUCCAUCUGUCUUGAGCGCGCUGCCCACCUUCAAGUACAUGAGGGCUGACGGCGGUGGCGCUGCGUCCACCGUCGACUGCGCGGUUUGCCUGGCGGCGCUAGAGGAGGGGGAGCUGACCAGGCUUUUACCCACUUGCCGCCACGUCUUCCACGUCGAGUGUAUCGACAUGUGGCUCUAUUCCCACACAAGCUGCCCCAUUUGCCGGGCAGAGGUUGAAGCGCCUCCCACACUUUCCUGUUCUCCAGCGGGCAGUGCGCAACUGCCAGAGCAGGACAGUGGAAGUGUCGAUCCGCCGGCGGCUGCAGCAGUCGGAGAGGCCACGUUCGGGACGUACAAAGAUCAGGAGAGCUCCACCUCGCGAUUGAACCUGUCGCUGCGGAGGAUGCUUAGCCGGGCGAGCUCGCAAAGGUCAGCCAGUGCGGAUGUUCUUCCAGAUAUUGAGAGGGAGUAG
Spirodela intermedia is the source of this 669-nucleotide messenger RNA. NCBI's taxonomy places the organism in Eukaryota, Viridiplantae, Streptophyta, Magnoliopsida, Alismatales, Araceae. The record is from the annotation of a GenBank genome assembly.